AUGGCAGAGCAACCUACGAAACAGAAGCUAUGGGGAGGCAGGUUCACGGGAACGACAGAUCCUCUCAUGCACGAAUUUAAUCAAUCGCUGAAAUAUGAUCAGCGAAUGCAUGCCGCCGAUAUCAAAGGUUCCAUCGCAUAUGCCAAGGCAUUGAGCCUCGUAGGCAUCUUGACCGCGCAGGAACGUGAUAAGAUCGUCGAUGGACUCAAACGCGUCGGUAAAGAAUGGGAGGACGGCGUCUUCAAACCACAACCAGAUGACGAAGACAUCCAUACUGCGAACGAGCGUCGUCUCAGCGAGCUCAUCGGACCCCUUGGUGGUAAACUGCAUACUGGCCGAUCGCGAAAUGAUCAAGUAGCAACAGAUAUGCGCAUUUGGCUUCUCGAAGAAGUCAAGGAUAUCGAGGAGUCUCUCAAAGGCCUCAUCCGUGUCAUGGUUGAGCGUGCCGAUAAAGAGAAGGACAUCCUGCUCCCCGGAUAUACCCACCUUCAGCGUGGGCAGCCCAUCCGCUGGUCCCACCUUCUUCUUUCCCAUGCAUUCUCGUUCCGAUCUGAUCUUGAACGUCUGCAACAACAAGUUGCACGUAUCUCGGUUCUUCCGUUAGGAUGUGGUGCCCUUGCCGGAAAUCCUUUUGUUGUGGACAGGGAGUUUCUAGCGAAGGAACUUGGCUUCCAGUCCCUUGCCGAGAACAGCUUGUGGGGUGUCGGAGACCGUGACUUCAUUGUCGAAUUCUUGAUGUGGGGCAGUCUAACUAUGGCCCAUAUUAGCCGCAUGGCAGAGGAUUUGAUCGUGUAUUCGACAGCCGAGUUCGGGUUCGUAAGCCUAAGCGAUGCCUACAGCACUGGUUCAAGUAUCAUGCCUCAGAAGAAGAACCCCGAUUCGCUAGAACUUCUGCGGGGGAAGUCAGGCCGUAUCUUUGGGAAUAUGGCCGGAUUCUUGAUGACACUGAAGGGACUCCCGUCUACAUACAACAAGGACCUACAGGAAGACAAGGAGCCCCUUUUUGAUUCCGUCGACAAUGUCUCAGCAUCCCUGAAGAUAGCGGAGGGCGUUGUAGCUACACUCGAGGUACACGCUGACAGAAUGCGCCAGGCGCUUACCAUGGACGUUCUGGCAACAGAUCUAGCAGAUUACCUUGUCCGCAAAGGCAUUCCAUUCCGAGAGACGCAUCAUAUUUCAGGACGAGCAGUCGCGCUUGCCGAAUCCCGCAAGUGUCAAUUAAACGAGCUUACGCUGGGAGAUUUCAAGCAGCUAAACGAGAAGUUCGAUAACGAUGUUCUAGCGGUGUUUGACUUUGAAGCGAGUGUGGAAAGGAGGGAGUCGAUUGGGGGAACGAGCAAGAAAAUGAUUGACCGACAGGUCUCCGUGCUGAGGGCCGCUCUCGCUAAUUAG
Molecule: messenger RNA, 1392 nt
Organism: Pleurotus ostreatus (oyster mushroom)
Lineage: Eukaryota; Fungi; Basidiomycota; Agaricomycetes; Agaricales; Pleurotaceae
Gene: ARG4
Product: argininosuccinate lyase
Exons: 8
Coding region: 1-1392 (463 amino acids)
Cellular component (GO): cytosol
Molecular function (GO): argininosuccinate lyase activity
Source: RefSeq, a predicted model, not a curated record